UGUUUUUUUUUGUCUGACGUCUAAUAUUGAAGUGGACUAAAAUUUGAAUCGAAUACAAUAGGGCCUCAAGAGUGACACUCCAACAUAAUUAUUUUGAUAACCAAAUUCGAACUCGAGACCGUUUGUUGAUAUUUAUUCAGGUUAUUGCUAAAUAGGUCUUGUAAAUUGAGCAAUCAGUUAUAUCCUUGCCAUCAAAAUCUUCAGUUUACAAAAAUGAGUGUCCUGCAGUGGCUCAAAGCCUCAAGAAGAGAAAAGAUUCUUCCUUUAUUGCAAGGUUAGUUCCCUCUCAAUGAAAUAUCAGUUGGGUUCCUCAAGAAAAUGAAGAUUCUGAAACAAAUUCGUAAGUUUUCAACCUUUAUUGAUUCAACCAAGCACACCCACCAAGUGUUUGUGAAAUUGAUAACCCCUAAACGAAGCAAAUUGGACCCAAUUCCGUUGCCUCACAGAACCAUUUCUGAUCCCAAAGGUCAAGAUCUUGAUUUUGUUAAUGUAGCUCAUAGUCAUCUUAUACACUCUGAUUGGACUAAGCUUGAGAAUUUGUCUUCUGGCCUAACCCCAUUUAGAGUUAAGCACAUUUUGCUGAAAAUUCAAAAGGAUUAUGUUUUAUCUCUUGAAUUCUUCAAAUGGGUUGAGGUUAAAAGUCCGAAUUCGAAUACCCUUGAGAAUCAUUCCAUUGUUCUUCAUGUUCUUACUAAGAGUAAAAAGUUUAAAUCUGCUGAAUCAAUUUUGAGGAAGCUUCUUGUAUCAGGUUCUGUUGAUUUUCCUGGUAAAUUGUUUGAAGCUAUAGUUUUAUCAUAUCGAAUGUGUGAUUCUUCACCGCGUGUUUUUGACUCAUUGUUCAAGUGUCAUGCUCAUUUGAAGAAGUUUAGGAAUGCUAGUGAUACAUUUUGCAGUAUGAAGCAGUAUGGGUUUGUUCCCACUGUUGAGUCUUGCAAUGCAUUCAUGAGCGCGUUGCUUAGUUUUGAUAGGGUAGAUGUUGCAUUGGCUUUUUAUAAGGAGAUGCGUCGGUCAAGGAUUUCGCCUAAUGUUUAUACCUUUAAUAUGGCCAUGAGUGCUUUAUGCAAAUCGGGAAAACUAGAAAAGGCUGUUGAGGUCUUAAGGGAGAUGGAGAACAUAAGUUUGAAACCGACAGCUGUGUCUUAUAACACUUUGAUUGCCGGACAUUGUAACCGGGACAUCUUGAGUGUUGCACUGAAACUUAAGACCACGAUGGAGAUGAAUGGGGUACAACCAGUUAAUGUUACAUACAACACUCUUAUUCAUGGUUUAUGCAAGGUAGGGAAAUUACAUGAAGCAAACAAACUUUUCAGCGAGAUGAAGAGAACCGGUGUGGCUCCUAAUGUUGUCACUUAUAAUACGCUGAUAAACGCGUAUAGCCAGGUUGGUAAUUCUGAAAUGGGAAGUAGGCUUUUCGAGGAGAUGGCAAACAAUGGAUUGAAGGCUGAUAUCUUGACUUACAAUGCAUUGAUUAUGGGACUGUGCAAGGAGGGGAAGACAAAGAAAGCUGCAUUUUUGGUCAAAGAACUUGAUAAAGCAAACUUAGUUCCUAAUUCCUCUACUUUCUCUUAUCUGAUCAGUGGACAGUGUACCAGAAGGAAUCCUGAUCGUGCGUUUCAACUCUAUAAAAGCAUGGUUAGAGGUGGUUUUCACCCUAAUAAGCCCACUUUGACUCUAUUGAUAUCCACCUACAUCAAGAAUGAGGAUUAUGAUGGAGCAAUGGAAGUCUUGAAAGAGAUGCUAGAAAGAUCUAUUACCCCUGACUUGGGUAUGUUAACUGAAAUAUGCAGCAUGUUUCUCAGAUGCGGCAGAGAAGGAGCGAUCAUAAAACUCUUACAAGAACUAGAAGCUAAACGCCUCAUGCCCGAAGGUUUUGAUAAAACAAAAGUGAUUAGCUCUACAGACGGAAGAUAGAAUGUAUUUUUUUAACAAGAAAUAGAAUCUAGACGCUCAUGCCUGAAGGUUCCCAGCAGUCAGGUUUGGUCCUCCGGACAGCAACCCGGCUGGUAUAUACCCCACAUAGGAAACUGGGCUGUGAGGUGAGUAACUAUAUUCAACAAUCAUUUGGCAACACCGUUCCUAAGCCCUUCUAAGUAAAAGGGGAUGUUUUCAGUCCCAAGUAACUUUGUCAGUACUCCUUUUCAUUCGACAGACUGAAGAUAGAAUGUAAGUUGUACUCACUUGUACACAACUUUGUUCCAAUUAUGCCACAACAACUGUAAUUUUCGCUUUUUCUAAAAAUCAAUUACUCUGGUAUCAAUGAGCUCUUUCUUCAUGACCAAAAUGGUUUGCCUCGUCAACAAUUGAAACUUGUUUUGCAAAGAUUAGUCUCAACUGUUAAAUAUACUUCUAAAAUGUUACCUGGACAAUGAACAUAUGAUAGUGUCAAUGAGGAUACAAUUUUUUUUUUAUAUCAUCUGUAUCGAAUAAUUUAUUUUCUUAAUGAACAACAACAAUUGCUCCUCAAUCUAAGCUAGCUAGGAUCAGCUAGACAUGUAUUUCUUGAUGAAGUCAAACAAAAAUUCUUUUUUGCCACAUUGUUCUUCUAUAUGUUGCAACUGAUAUGGUAUUUGCUAGAGAAGGUCGUUUAGCUGAUUGUCAGAUGACAAAGUGUUAUAUGAUUCAAUCUUAUUCAAUUCUACUUUUGUAUUGUUUCUGAUAGUCUUAUUUGGCUGUUGUUCCAAUAAAUUCGGAACUAAACCAGUUGGCCUAGGAAAUUACAAUGUCUUCUAAGUUGUUUUCCUUAUCCAAAGUUUCUAUUCAUGUGUUUUCUCUAAAAACCUUAGUUUACCCCUUCCUAAUUCAGGGUGCUUCUUUCUGUCAUAUGGUGUGUGGAAAGAAUGAAGCAAGCUCCAAAAGUUAAACUGAUGAAUUUAUUAAAGAUCUUGAAUAUUCUGCUGCCAACAGUAGAGGCAUAGCUACUCAAGCCGUUGAAGUGUGCGAGAGUGUUUAAGUGUCUUUUGAUGCUCAAGAUAAAGAAUGGGUAUUAUUUUUAUUUAUUUUUAUAAGGUAAAGGUUUAUUGACUAAGUACCAAGAAGGUACCAAAACCAAAAUUUACAAAAGACUGCUGGGAAUAUCCAUACAGUCAAUUACAACAUCUUCCUAGCAACUCCAAAAACACCAUAUAUUGAUCUAUAUUAUCAAUGAAACUACUUUUACCCCAACAAAACAAAUUACACUUGUUUUUAACUCUAGAAAUAUGAUCUUUUUGCCCAUCAAAACAAGCUUCUAUUUCUUUCUAGCCAGAUAGUCCAGAAUAUGCGCAAAGACCGCAAAGGUAUAGUUCUCCAAUUUGCUUCAAAGUUUAUGUGUUCUCUGGUGCCGCCAACUCUCCAAUAAUUCCUUCACACUCUGAGGCAUGAUCCAAGCAAAUACUGAAGAAAAAUUCCCAACAUUGUCUAGCCAUUCUGCAAUGCAUAAGAAGGUGAUUCACAGUCUCCAACUCUUC
Molecule: messenger RNA, 3446 nt
Organism: Solanum tuberosum (potato)
Lineage: Eukaryota; Viridiplantae; Streptophyta; Magnoliopsida; Solanales; Solanaceae
Product: pentatricopeptide repeat-containing protein At4g26680, mitochondrial
Exons: 1
Coding region: 319-1911 (530 amino acids)
Molecular function (GO): protein binding
Source: RefSeq, a predicted model, not a curated record